Messenger RNA from Sinocyclocheilus rhinocerous, 1628 nucleotides. Its product is annotated as bile salt-activated lipase-like. The transcript has 11 exons. The coding region runs from base 29 to 1543 and encodes 504 amino acids. The record is from RefSeq and is a predicted model, not a curated record. Lineage: Eukaryota; Metazoa; Chordata; Actinopteri; Cypriniformes; Cyprinidae.
UCAAUGUCACACUUGCAGCAACUGUCUGAUGAUGAUGGCGAUGCUGGGAGUUUUCAUCUCUGUUGCCCUCAUCCUGGGCACAGCAAAUGCAGCUUCUUUGGGAUCUGUGUACACCGAGGGAGGGAUGGUACAGGGAAAGAGUCACAGUGUUGGACUCUUCCGCUAUAUGGACGUGUUCAAGGGAAUCCCCUUCGCCGCUACACCUGGCAGAUUAGAGAAGCCCGUUCCUCACCCAGGCUGGGACGGUGUUCUGAAAGCCACUGACUACAGUAAGAGAUGCAUGCAGCUCAAUCUUCUCGCUACUGAUGUCGUGGGCAGUGAAGACUGUCUCUACCUGAACAUCUGGAUUCCUCAGGGCAACACUGUUAAAGUCAAUUGGUAUUUAAAUGAUAACCUGAGCAUGUCCUGCUCGAUAGGAAACUAUGGCCUGUGGGAUCAGCACACCGCUAUCGCUUGGGUACACAGAAACAUCAGGAAUUUUGGUGGCAAUCCAGACAACAUCACCAUCUUUGGAGAGUCAGCAGGGGGAGCCAGCGUCAACUUCCAGAUUCUUUCCCCUAAAAACAACGGCCUGAUCCGCAGAGCUAUCUCACAGAGUGGUGUUGCUCUCUGUCCCUGGGCUGUCAACAGAAAUCCACGACAGUAUGCUGAAGAGAUUGCAAGAAAGGUAGGAUGUCCUACUGAUAGCGGGAUGGUGGCUUGUCUGAGGAUGACAGAUCCAAAGGCUGUAACUCUUGCUGGGAAUGUGAAAUUCAGUACAUCUGCUUCCGAUCCAAUUGUACACAAUCUGGCUCUGUCCCCGGUAAUUGAUGGUGAUUUCCUCCCCGCCGAGCCUGAUACCCUUUUCGGGAAUGCUGCUGACAUUGAUUACAUCGCUGGAGUCAAUGACAUGGAUGGCCACAUCUUUGCUACCCUCGACAUCCCCUCUAUCAACAAUGCCCUGGUGUCCACCCCUGUGGAGGAGGUCAGGGCUCUCUCGGUUGCCCUGUCUGAAUCUAGAGGACUAGAUGCUGGUAUCGCAACUUAUGAGGAGUACACAGUCAACUGGGGUAGCAACCCUAGCGAUUCGGACAUUAAGAAAACUGUUGUGGACAUUGAGACGGACUACAUCUUCCUGGUGCCAACCCAAACGGCCCUAUACCUUCACUCUGACCAUGCCAAAUCUGGACGAACCUACUCCUACCUGUUCUCUGAGCCCUCUCGCAUACCAGUCUUCCCACUCUGGAUGGGUGCCGAUCACGCUGAUGACCUUCAGUAUGUGUUUGGGAAGCCUUUCACCACUCCUCUGGGCUACUUUCCUCGCCAUCGUGAUGUUGCCAAAUACAUGAUUUCCUACUGGACCAAUUUUGCUCAAACUGGUGACCCUAACAAUGGUGAGUCCAGUGUUCCUGUAACCUGGCCUGAGUUUGCCAGCAAUGGCCAUCAGUACCUGGAUAUCAACAACAACAUAAACAGGGACAGUGUGAAGCAGAUGUUGAGAACGCGUUUGGUUUACUACUGGACUACCGUCUUUGCCAGCUUCCCUGGUGUCCAGAAGAACUGAGCACUACCAACCUGACUAGAGAAUCAUGCAGACAUUUUAGCAGUGAACAUGAUGCUAAGAUUCAUGCAAUAAACAAAAUAUAUGA